AUGCCUUCUGAUUUAGCCAAAAAGAAGGCAGCGAAGAAGAAGGAGGCCGCCAAGGCUCGCCAGCGUACCAAGAAACCCGAAGACAUAAACGGCGAAGGCGACCAAGCGGAGAGCCAGCCUAAUGGAGCAGUCAGUAACGGUGUGGACAGUUUGACAAAGGAGCUGGACGAGUUUGAGCUCGCUAAAACGGAGGCGCGCGCAGUGACGGGGGUGCUCGCGUCGCACCCCAAUAGCACAGAUGUUCACAUCAGCAGCCUAUCGCUCACCUUCCACGGUCAGGAGCUGCUGGUCGACACAAGUCUGGAGCUCAACUCGGGUCGGCGCUACGGCCUUAUCGGCCUUAAUGGAACAGGAAAAUCCAUGCUGCUGUCAGCCAUCGGGCAUCGCGAGGUCCCCAUUCCCGAGCACAUCGACAUCUACCACUUAACCCGGGAGAUGGCGCCCAGCGAGAAAACUGCGCUGCACUGUGUCAUGGAAGUGGAUGAGCAGAGGAUAAUGCUGGAGAAGGAAGCCGAACGACUCGCGCACGAAGACUCCGAGUGCGAGAAGCUAAUGGAGCUGUACGAACGUUUGGAGGAGUUGGACGCUGACAAAGCGGAGGUGCGAGCCUCGCGAAUCCUCCACGGUUUGGGCUUCAGCGCCGCCAUGCAGCAGAAGAAGCUUAAGGACUUUAGCGGAGGAUGGAGAAUGCGUGUCGCGCUAGCUAGAGCUCUAUUCAUCAAACCUUUCAUGUUACUGCUGGACGAACCCACCAAUCACUUGGACCUGGACGCGUGCGUGUGGUUGGAGGAGGAGCUUAAAUCCUUUAAACGCAUCCUGGUGCUGAUCUCGCACUCACAAGACUUCCUAAACGGCGUGUGCACCAACAUCAUCCACCUGCAUCAGAAGAAACUCAAGUACUACACGGGAAACUACGACCAGUAUGUGAAGACCAGAGAGGAGCUGGAGGAGAACCAGAUGAAGCGCUUUAACUGGGAGCAGGACCAAAUAACACACAUGAAGAACUACAUCGCCCGGUUCGGUCACGGUUCCGCUAAGCUAGCCCGACAAGCGCAGAGCAAAGAGAAGACGCUGCAGAAGAUGGUGGCCUCGGGCCUCACUGAAAAAGUUGUGAAUGACAAGACGCUGUCAUUUUAUUUUCCUCCCUGUGGGAAGAUCCCUCCUCCGGUUAUCAUGGUUCAGAAUGUGAGCUUCAAGUAUGGUGACAACAUGCCACACAUAUACAAAAACCUGGAGUUUGGUAUCGACUUGGACACCCGGGUGGCUUUGGUGGGGCCCAACGGUGCGGGAAAGUCAACCCUCCUCAAGUUGCUCAUGGGAGAGCUGCUACCCACUGACGGCAUGAUCCGCAAACAUUCUCACGUCAAGAUUGGUCGGUAUCACCAGCAUCUGACAGAGCAGCUGGAACUUGACCUGUCACCCCUGGAGUACAUGAUGAAAUGUUUCCCCGAAAUCAAAGAGAAGGAGGAGAUGAGGAAGAUCAUCGGCCGCUAUGGACUCACGGGGAAGCAGCAGGUGAGCCCGAUUCGCAACCUGUCGGACGGGCAGAAGUGCCGCGUGUGCUUCGCUUGGCUGGCCUGGCAGAACCCGCACAUGCUCUUCCUGGACGAGCCCACCAACCACCUGGACAUCGAGACCAUCGACGCGCUGGCAGAGGCAGUCAACGAGUUCGACGGCGGCAUGAUGCUCGUCAGCCACGACUUCAGGCUCAUACAGCAGGUUGCUCAAGAAAUCUGGGUAUGCGAGAAGCAAACCAUCACCAAGUGGAAACGCGACAUCCUGGCGUACAAGGAGCACUUGAAAUCCAAGAUCGAAAAGCAGCAAGCGCAUGACAUUUAA
Molecule: messenger RNA, 1839 nt
Organism: Nerophis lumbriciformis (worm pipefish)
Lineage: Eukaryota; Metazoa; Chordata; Actinopteri; Syngnathiformes; Syngnathidae
Source: RefSeq, a predicted model, not a curated record